Molecule: messenger RNA, 2547 nt
Organism: Aspergillus vadensis CBS 113365
Lineage: Eukaryota; Fungi; Ascomycota; Eurotiomycetes; Eurotiales; Aspergillaceae
Exons: 5
Coding region: 1-2547 (848 amino acids)
Molecular function (GO): hydrolase activity, acting on carbon-nitrogen (but not peptide) bonds
Source: RefSeq, a predicted model, not a curated record
AUGCCUUCUACGAUCUUGCUCCAGAACGCGACCAUCCUCGUCCCGUCCGGGGAUGAUGUUACACCACUCCGCGAGCACUCUCUGUUGAUUGAGGGGAACAAGAUAGCGCAGAUCUCGUCGCAUAUUGCACCUCCAUCGGUCGACACUCAGGUUAUCGACUGCACGGGGAAGAUUGUGUCGCCUGGGUUUAUUGAUACGCACCAUCAUCUGUGGCAGACACAGCUCAAGGGGCGUCAUGCCGACCAUACCUUGAUAGAGUAUAUGCCCACUGGAAACCUUCAACAAAUCAAUUAUUCACCCGAAGAUAUCUUCUGGGGCCAGCUGGCAGGCUGUUUAGAGGCCUUGGAUGCCGGCACUACAACGGUCGUAGACCAUGCCCAUAUGAAUGUUACUGCCGCUCAUUCUUUGCAUGGCCUCCAAGCCACGGUCUCAUCCGGAAUUAGGUCAAUUUUCUGCUACACUCCCACUCCCACUGUCAAGUCAUGGAAGCCAGAGAUAGUACCAGGCGGAAAUUUCCUAGAUGACUGGGUGGUGAAGCAGCUGAGUGAUUUAGCUACUGCAGCUCCUUAUGGAGACGGCAGAGUCGAAAUAGGGUUGGGCUUUGAUGGGCUCAUGCUUCCAAAGGAUGUCGUGGUAUCACUUUACGACAGAGCCCGCAAAGCAGGCACGAAGGUUAUAACUACGCACUACGUUCGGGGUCACUUCAGCGACGAUUCACUUGUUGAUCUUCUCGAUAGUUAUGGUCUGCUUGGACCAGAUAUCAUCCUUUCCCACGCCACGCAUCUCACAUCAAGCGACGUCGAGAAGCUGUCCAAGGCAAAAUCAUGGGUCUCAUCCACCCCAGGAUCGGAACUGCAGAUGGCACAUGGAUACCCAGUUUGCUUCCAGGAGGGAUGUAGUAAGAUAAGUUCUCUCGGGAUCGACUGUCAUAGCAGCACCUCUAGCGACCUGGUUACCGCUAUGCGUCUUGGGUUGCAAGCCGAACGAGCUCGUCGGAACGAGGAGGUCCUUGCCAGUGGAAAAACUCCCCGCUCGUUGGACCUCUCCGUACAAGACGUUUUCCGUCUGGCAACCAUUCAGGGUGCCCGUACCCUACAUAUGGAAGAUAAGUUGGGCUCGAUCGAAGUGGGAAAGCUUGCCGAUCUGGUCAUCUUCGAUGGAACCAGCCCGGGGAUGGUGUGUGCGAGUGAGCAGGACCCGGUUGCAGCUAUUGUCCUUCACUCGUCAAUUCGAGAUAUCGAUACCGUCAUUGUCGACGGUCAGGUGCGUAAGAAGGAUGGUCGACUGACGUCCGUGGAGAUAAGCCCGUCGUUUUCGGAGGUCCACAUACCCAAGCAAAAGGUGGAAUGGGGACAUGUGGCGCAGAAACUGGUUACCAGUCGGCAAAGCAUUGAGGAAGCCAGGGUGAAGACCGGUGCCACUGAUUUGGACUCCAUGGUUUCAGCAUCGCUCAAGCUAUUUCACGCGGAUCAGGCACGGUUUACAAGGGUGAUUUUGUGGGAAAUGACACCCCGUCGAUCAAGCAAACGAGUAGGACGGCCCCGUCUAGACACCACCGCCACCACCAACACCACCGCCAUCCUCUCUCCCAAUCGUCGUACCCAAGUCCGUCGUGCCCAGCGCACAUACCGACUCAGAAAGGAAGCCGUGUUUCGAAAUGCGAUCGACAGAGCCGAGCAGCUUGAAGCGAGAUUCCGCAUCGUCAGGGAAGAGGUAGCAGGGCUACUCGCUGAUGUCGCCACUGAGGAACAGCAACUACAUCCUACAUUCCGUACUCGAUUGAAACGACUUCAUGAGGUUCUUCUAUUCGAUGACGGUGACGGCACUCCCGUCGCAACAAGCACGGACAAUACUACACCAUCAUCCUCAUUCUCAUCCUCGUCCACAGAAACAGAUCCAUCUCCACCGGGACAACAUCACCAACAACCAACAUAUUCCAAUAACAACCACCGUCUAAUCCAUAACCAACCGCUCACACCCAUCCCAACAAAACACCACACCUACGCCUUCCACGAACCCCGUUUCUUGCGCAAACUCCACCGCUACACCCUCGAGCACGCCUACCGCCUCUUCACCGACCCGCGCUCCAACCCAUUUACCAUCUACCGCGUCUUCCGCCUGGUGCCUUGCAUCCGCGAUCCGCAGAAGACACAGCCCCGCUUCCAGCAGCUCUUGACGGGCGGGUGUACCGAUCCGCUAGAGGUUCCGGGAUUACCCUUCUAUGGUAUCGGCGGCGCAGGCACGCAUUUCCGGGGUGUUGACGGGGAUGUACCGCGGAAUAGGAGGAUGCCGGGGAGGGUGUUGGGGGUGAUGAGUAGAAGUAGUAAUAGUAGCAGCAAGAGUAAGGGUGAUAUGUUGGAGAUGUAUGGUCUUGGAGGUACGUGGUUUGAUUGUCGUGAUGUCGAGGGGUUUUUGGGAUUGAUGGGGGUGGAUGUUACGAGUGGGGGGAUGUUUCUGAGGUGUAGUGGGUCUGCUGGGUCUGGGGAUGCUGUGGGGGAGUAUGUUUUGGAUGUUGAGGGGUUCUUUUCGAGUAAGUGGCUUCUUUGA